GCAAUCCGGAAGGAAUUCAAAUCCAGAGCUUCUCGCUGCGGAGCUAAGGGUUCACACCCCACGUUGGGCACCCCAACUGUUAAAGGCCUGCACCUGAGAGGAUCCAGCGCAGAGGCUGCAGUUUCAAAAGCACCAAGACAGUGGAUGAAGAAGAUUCAGUCGCUAAUCUUAAAGCCUCUGCCAGAAGAAAGGGAGCCUUUCAGGACACUCUCUCGGGGACAGAGAUGAUGGAGUGCAGACGGCUUCGUGAUUCCUGAGUGUGAAGUGUUUAACUCCGCUUCCUCCCCACGUUCUUGUUUUGAGACGGGCUGUAGCCCCUCUCCUUCCUUCAUCCUCCUUCCAGUAAGGAAAAAGGAAAGAUCAAAACUCUAAACCGGCUUUACCCCUCCCCCUCUUCCUGGGGGAGCUAAAGCUGAAAGUACCAUUCCGUGAUUUACUGGAGAGAGAUGAGGGUGGAGGCAGCAAAGAACUCCACUCCGAGUGCCAAAACGAAGUUGGCAAUUCCUCGGAGAGGACCGAGAGAGAAAAAGAGAACCCUGGAGAAGUGAAGAAAGUGAUUGGGAUGCCAGUUCAUUGCAUGCAGUUUAUCUGCCUGAGUAAGAGCAAAGCAUGGAGUUUCAGCUUCCCAGUACUUUCCAGGUGAGAGGACUGCUGGACUGACUGUUGACCCCUCAGCGGUUGGUGCCCGCGCCCUGAGGAACCUCUUUCUUAACGUCAAGGGCAAAAAGUUCUGGCCAUGAAAAGUUCCUGCCCUAGGUGAUUGUCAGUUCCUUACUUUUUUUUUUUUUUUUCUCCUGAAAACUUUUGGGAGAGGCAUUAAACUUUCGGUGUGGAAGCUACUUUGGGGAGCACAGAAGAGGAGAAAGUGAAAUUUGAUGGAGAAAAACGACUCCUUGUUUUCCCCACGUCCCAGCUCAUAAGCCGUCACUUGUAGAAAUAUCAAAAUUGCUGGACGUGUUGACAGCUGAGAGGAGUGCAGGACUUCUUUCUAGGUGGGGAGACCCUCCACCGCCUGUUGGAUCUGCGUGCAUGUGUGCGCCAGCGCCGGUCCGAGGUGCGUUGUUCUGCCCUGGAGUCUCAGCUGAGACCCGAGUGAAUGGCCUCCAGGGGUUUUGCGGGGCCUCCACCUCAGCGGCCACCGCCACCUCCUCCACAGGCCUGGGUCUGGCCAGGAAAGAUGCUAGCCAUGGGGGCUCUGGCAGGUUUCUGGGUCCUCGGCCUCCUCACAUAUGGUUACCUGUCCUGGGGCCAGGGCUUGGAGGAAGAAGAAGACGGGCUUUUGCGAGCUCAAACUGGAGAGAGACCAGAGCACAGCGUAACUGCCAGCUCCCAGCCCCAUCUCAUUUUCAUCCUAGCGGAUGAUCAGGGAUUUAGAGAUGUGGGUUACCACGGAUCAGAGAUAAAGACUCCCACUCUUGACAAGCUUGCAGCCGAAGGAGUUAAACUGGAGAACUACUAUGUCCAGCCUAUUUGCACACCGUCUAGGAGUCAGUUUAUUACUGGAAAGUAUCAGAUACAUACCGGACUUCAACAUUCUAUCAUAAGGCCUACCCAGCCCAACUGCUUACCUCUGGACAAUGCAACCCUACCUCAGAAGCUGAAAGAGGUUGGAUAUUCAACACAUAUGGUUGGAAAAUGGCACUUGGGUUUUUAUAGAAAAGAAUGUAUGCCUACCAAGAGAGGAUUUGAUACUUUUUUUGGUUCCCUCUUGGGAAGUGGCGAUUAUUAUACACACUACAAAUGUGACAGUCCUGGGAUGUGUGGCUAUGACUUGUAUGAAAAUGAAAAUGCUGCCUGGGACUACGACAAUGGCAUAUACUCCACACAGAUGUAUACUCAGAGGGUGCAGCAAAUCUUAGCUUCCCAUGACCCCAAAAGGCCUAUAUUUUUAUAUAUUGCCUAUCAAGCUGUGCACUCUCCACUGCAAGCCCCUGGCAGGUAUUUUGAACACUACAGAUCGAUUAUCAACAUAAACAGGCGCAGGUACGCUGCCAUGCUUUCCUGCUUAGACGAAGCAAUCAACAAUGUGACCCUAGCUCUAAAGAUGUAUGGUUUCUAUAACAACAGCAUUAUCAUAUACUCUUCCGAUAACGGUGGCCAGCCCACGGCAGGAGGAAGUAACUGGCCUCUCAGAGGUAGCAAAGGAACCUACUGGGAAGGGGGGAUCCGGGCUGUUGGCUUUGUGCACAGCCCACUUCUGAAAAACAAGGGAACGGUGUGUAAGGAGCUCGUGCACAUCACUGACUGGUACCCUACUCUGAUUUCACUGGCUGAGGGACAGAUUGAUGAGGACAUUCAACUGGAUGGCUAUGACGUCUGGGAGACCAUAAGUGAAGGCCUUCGUUCUCCUCGAGUGGACAUUUUGCACAACAUUGACCCCAUUUAUACCAAGGCCAAGAAUGGCUCCUGGGCAGCAGGCUAUGGGAUCUGGAACACUGCCACAUCAGCUAUCAGAGUGCAGCACUGGAAACUGCUCACAGGGAACCCCGGGUACAGUGACUGGGUGCCCCCUCAGUCUUUCAGCAACCUGGGGCCGAACCGGUGGCACAACGAAAGGAUUACCUUGUCAACUGGCAAAAGUGUGUGGCUGUUCAACAUCACAGCUGACCCUUACGAAAGAGUGGACCUUUCUAACAGAUAUCCCGGAGUCGUGAAGCAGCUCCUCCGGAGACUCUCCCAGUUCAAUAAAACCGCGGUGCCCGUCAGAUAUCCCCCUAAGGACCCCAGAAGUAACCCUCGGCUCAACGGAGGAGUCUGGGGCCCAUGGUAUAAAGAGGAAAACAAGAAACAGAAGCCACGCAAAAGUAAGACUGAGAAAAAGCAGAAGAAAAGUAAGACAAAGAAGAAACGGCCGAAGUCGGGUUCAUUUCCAAAGUGCCGUUCUGGUGUUACUCGUGGAUAAGUAUAAAUUUUUUCCUGUCUGGUUAAACUUAAGUCAGUUCUUAGUCUUUCAUCAGUUUUCUAGGUGAACCAGCAAAUUUGGCUCAGUAGGAUCACUGCUAUCAGCGUCACACUGUCCAUACUGUGCCAUUCUACAGACCUCGGCCACUUAGAAGACUUCUGAUCAGUGCCAAAAGUGCUACUCUCGUGAGCAACGCUUAGAGGGCAAUGGAGAUGCUGGUUUCUCUUGCCCCUUUAUGAAAGGUGGUCAGUGAUGAGUUCAACUGUUGUGCUUCAGUCAAUUGACCAAACACCAUGCUUUAAAUUAUAACAAAGGACUCUAACAUGCUAAUCUGAUAAGACUUACAGGGCAACAUGAUUAAAAACCACCUUUAGGAGUUCAUGUCAUGGCUCAGUGAAACGAAUCUGACCAGCAUCCAUGAGGACGCAGGUUCGAUCCCCAGCCUUACUCAGUGGGUUAAGGAUCUGGUGUUGUGGUGAGCUGUGAUGUCAGCCACAGAUGUGGCUUGGAUCUCUAGUUGCUGUGGCUGUGGUACAGGCCAGCAGCUGUAGUUCUGAUUGGACCCCUAGCCUGGGAACCUCCAUAUGCUGUGGAUGUGGCCCUAAAAAAAAAAAAAAGACAGAAAACCACCUUUAAUGAAGUCUAGUCAAAGCUUGCAUCACCUCAAAAGCCUUGAAAAUUAUUUUCUUAAUGAAUUUUUAUAUCUCUGUCAUAGGACACCUGGGUUUUUUAAUUCUGUUUCACAUAUCAUUUCCUAUCCUGUGAAAAUAAGCUGUUUUUCUCACGUGUGAACAGCUUGCACCUCAUUUUAUCCUACAUGAGAAAGUGGCUAAUGAGAAUGUUUGAGCACACUGCCAAAACAUGAAUGUAACUAUUUUCUAAACACUUUACUAGAGUGACAUUUCAGCAUAAAGUACAUAAUUUAUUUUUACAGAAAAAAUAUUAAUUAUUUUGUUGUCAUAAAAAGCUAUACAAAUGACUUUUAAUUAUUUUAUUUUUAUUUUCUACAUGCUAUUAGGAGAAUUUUAUUUCAUAAUUGCCAAGAUUAUCAAGCACUGUAAUACUUUAAAUUACUGUAAGAGUUUUUUCAUAGGAUAUAAAAAGAAAAAUGAUAAAUAUCAUUGUUCAGCCAUUGUUUUGAAUGUAAUAAGAUGAAUAUAUUCCUUACAGAUUUCUUGGAAAUUCAGUGUUUGUACAGAAUUGAAAGAAAGACAUCUUUAUUGUUUCUGUCAUAAACACUAUUUAUGUAUCUUAAUUAUUAAAAUGACAUUUUAUGGCACUACUAAA
Messenger RNA from Sus scrofa (pig), 4189 nucleotides. RefSeq names its product arylsulfatase family member J (gene ARSJ). Gene Ontology annotation, molecular function: sulfuric ester hydrolase activity. Lineage: Eukaryota; Metazoa; Chordata; Mammalia; Artiodactyla; Suidae. The record is from RefSeq and is a predicted model, not a curated record.